This is a messenger RNA of Octopus sinensis (East Asian common octopus), 12955 nucleotides long. RefSeq names its product dynein heavy chain 3, axonemal-like. Gene Ontology annotation, molecular function: dynein light intermediate chain binding; dynein intermediate chain binding; minus-end-directed microtubule motor activity. The record is from RefSeq and is a predicted model, not a curated record. Gene Ontology annotation, cellular component: dynein complex. Gene Ontology annotation, biological process: microtubule-based movement. Lineage: Eukaryota; Metazoa; Mollusca; Cephalopoda; Octopoda; Octopodidae. Bases 43 to 12363 code for a protein of 4106 amino acids. The transcript is spliced from 83 exons.
AUUCUGCGUGUAUCUCUGGCGACUUAUAACUGAUGUGAAUGUAUGUCUCUGUGCGCAGGUACUGCAACAAAUGUAUACCAGGAAGAAAAUGUGGGAACCACCAUGUCAUUCCAUAAAACAUUUCCUCGGCGUCCUACCAACUUAAUCCACCUGCCGCCACUUAAUCUCCCGAAGAAUGCUCUUAGUGAAAAACCGAAAAUCUUAGAUCGAGGUUCAUUUACCCAAGCAGCUCCAGUCAAAGAACAAAAGGAACACCGCAGAGUGAGCGAUGCUAUUGCUAACAACUAUAGUCCCAGAGCGAGUCACUUGACCACAUCUUUAAUCUAUGAAACGACAAAAUAUGGUUUUACUCUUGAAGAAAUGCAUAUGUUUUGUCCGCGAGCCCAAUUUGAGAAAACAGCCACUGUGACAACUGAUCAAAAAUAUCCGCUUUCUAAAAUAAUCAGAACACCUUCAGAACUGUCACACGAGGGAACAUCUUUAACUAAAUCUACUCAUAUCUCAGAAUUCCAUAGCAUUCCAUCAACUAUCCAAAGUACGCCACCUCGCAAAGUGGAAUCGUCAGCAAACAGUAGUCACUCAGUUCAGAAAAGAGAAUAUAGUGAAUUCGAAAAACGAAUAUUAGAUGUUCAAUUUUACUCCAAGAAUUAUUUGAGCGAGGGCUUGCCUCGGUCUGGCACACCUAUCGGGACAGAUCUGACCAGGUAUUACAAUCUCAUGGCGAAGGCAAUUGACUCAGAUUUUAUCACUCCACUCACCAUAGAGUUUCUCGAACAUACACAGCAUUUUAGUAGUAACGAUACACUUUUGACGGCUUUUCCAAAACUAACCAAUCAACUCCUAAAGGAGAUUGACGAAGAUUACACUGAAGCAAUCAAGAAAGCCAUUCUAGAUUACAUACUUCUGGACCCAUCAGAGCAAGUUCGGUUAGGUGUAUAUAUACAGCCUCAGGUUUUGAGUUGUAUGAAACAUGAACGUUUUCCUUGGCAUAAUUCAGUCACUGAAGCACGAAACUUUCUGAAGUAUAAUCUGUUUAUAACUCAUCCAGUCAACACAGCCAUCUUGUACAACUUUCAACAUAAGUAUAGUACGUAUCGUCUGUUGUCAAUUGAUACCCUCAAGCAGUUCCUUCCCAUGACAAUCGAGGAACUAGUCAUCUACGUUAAAGAAACAGUGAGAAGAAACGCCAAAAAUCUCCAAGAAACAUGGUUGUCAGAAUGUGCUUCCAUCAUCGAUAGCCGCAGAGAGGAUGUAGAAGGACGGUUUCUUAAAGACAGAACUGAUAGUCGACUUGAUUACAUGGACAAAUUCUUCUCAAGCGUCGCCUCUCUGAUGUCCAACCUUCUCCGAACAUGUGUCCAGGAUUCACUAUCAGAGUUGUUGACUUUGAUAGAAUGUUAUAUGGAUGGCAAUGAUUACAGUGGACAGUAUAAUAUUAUGACUGGACUCGGGCUUCCUACAAAGAUGCACGUGCUAAAAAUAUCUCUGAACACUGAUGUCCCGAAUGCGUCAACCAAAUUUGAGCCGUCUUUCGAUGCGAUACAACACCAUCUUUCUGAUAUUGUCGAUGUUAUUGUCACCAGUACAAGCCAUUUCCCUUGUAUUGAACAUUGUUUGUUCCAUUCUGUUGAGAAUCUUCCAACAAAUUAUAUUAGAUCAGUCGGUCAAAAUGAACAACUAGUUUUGAAUAUGAAACAGAAGAUACAAAACGUCAUCAAUAAAAAUAUAUGUGGACCAACCAGGUACCUGAGUACAUAUACUCCCUUCUACUAUCUCAUUGACACAAAGACGAGUGAUUGGACAAAUGAAUUCAUUAAUGAAGAUCACUCCCUACAAGAAUACUCCGAUAUCUUGGACAACAUUCUAAGAUUACGUAAACAGGUAUUCCUGCUACCUACCAUAAUGCCAAUGAAUAUGUUUCUACUGGAAGCUGAUCAAAUUAACCAGCUUCUCAUCAACCAAGCUGAUUAUUUAGUGACCACAUUGUGCAAUAAAGUGAUUAGUGACAGUCAGCUUUUCUAUCGCUCCAUCUGUAAACAGUACGAUCAGAUAGUAGAAACUAUCACAAGACACGUGACCGCUACAUCGGAACUUGUGGCUUUACAGAAGUACAUUGAUGGGCUCAGUUGUGGUGAGCUGUUAGCACUAAAAGAGAAACAGGAAGUAGCUGCUGCUAAUGUGAUGUUCAUGAUGACAUAUGUCGUAAUGAAGAGAGAAGAUUUCUUAUUGAUCAACAAUACCUUCAGCUGGUCUAACCGUAUUACACCAAUAAUCUCCAAUAUUGAAAAUCAACUUCAAAAACAACAUGAUUUAGCAGUAGAAAAGCUGAAUGGUUGGCGUAAACGGAUUCUAGACAGUGUGAGUGGCUUAUCUAAAAAGCUGAAAGAAUUUGCAACUAAAGACAGAAUGUCAGAAGCUCAACAGAUUUUAGCAGAGAUUCGUAUCAUUGAAAAUCAAUUGGAAGUUUUGAAAAAAGAGAAACAGAAUAUUAAUGAAGAAGAGAUGAUGCUGGGAUUGGAAGAAAUCAGUGAGUUUGAACAGGUGCAAUUUCUAGCAACAGCAGUUGAACCUUAUGAAAGGCUUUGGUCAAAUGCUGUCAAACUACAAACACAAUAUGAAUGUUGGAUGAAUGGGCCGUUGUUGAACGUCAAUUCUGAAGAAGUGGAUCAAGAGAUUCAGACUUUAUGGAGGAUUGCUUACAAAUUAACCCAAGUUUUUAAUCACCCAGACAAGAAAGGACCAUUUAAAGCUGCCAGAGCCAUGAAAAACAGAUUGGAGAAAUUUAAAAUAAAUAUACCGCUUGUGAAAGCACUCUGUAACCCUGGUAUAAAAACUAGGCACUGGAAGAUGAUGAGUGAAAAGGUUGGCUUUGAUAUCACACCACAGGAAGAUACACCUUUAUCUGAGAUCUUGAAACUGGACCUUGAAAGGUACUUAGAUGAACUGUCAGCCAUAAGCUCUCAAGCUAAUAAAGAAUUUGCUUUAGAAAAGGCAUUAUCUAAAAUGAAGGAUGAUUGGGAAAACAUGGCAUUCAACUUCAGUCCUUACAAGGACACAGAACUAUUUAUACUAUCAGCUUUUGAUGACAUCCAGGCUCUUCUUGAUGAUCAUAUUGUUAAAACUACAACAAUGAAAGGUUCAGCAUUUGUUGGACCUUUUGAAAAGGAGAUUAAGGAAUGGGGUUAUAAUCUUAAUCGUAUGAAAGAUAUCCUGGAAUCUUGGCUGAAGGUUCAGUCUGCCUGGUUGUACUUGGAACCAAUAUUUGGAUCGGCAGAUAUCAGAGAGCAAAUUCCUGUACAGGGUAAAAUGUUUGAAGAAGUUGACCAAAACUGGAAACAGAUCAUGUCAACUGCUAAGCAGAGUCACAAGGCUCUAACUGUUGCUUCCCAGGACCAGAUGCUUGAAAAGCUACAAUAUUCAGUGACUUUACUAGAAGACAUACAGUGUGGACUAAAUGAUUAUCUGGAGAAAAAGAGACUAUUUUUCCCAAGGUUCUUCUUCUUAUCUAAUGAUGAACUUCUCGAAAUUCUCUCUGAAACGAAAGACCCUUUACGUGUGCAGCCUCAUUUGAAGAAAUGUUUCGAAAGCAUUGCCCAGUUGGUUUUCACUCCUGAAAAAGUUAUUGUAGCCAUGGAAUCAUCUGAAAAGGAAAGGGUGAAUUUCUGUACCAAUAUUGUCCCAUCAGAAGCACAUGGGCUUGUUGAAAAAUGGCUUCAACAAGUAGAGCAUGCAAUGAAACUAAGUCUGAGACAAGAAAUGGUUAAAGCUGUGGAGAGUUAUAGUCAUAAUCAUCGAAACAAAUGGGUUUUAAUGUGGCCUGGACAGAUUGUGCUGGCAGCCAGCCAGGUACAUUGGACAGCUGAAAUUACAAAGGCCAUCGAAAAGGGGUCAAUCCAGCAAUAUGUGGAGGAAAGGCAGCAUCAGAUUGAAGAAAUUGUGGAAAUUGUUCGUGGUAAUAUUUCAAAAAUGGCCAGAAUCACUCUUGGAGCUCUCAUUGUCAUUGAUGUUCAUGCUCGAGAUAUUGAGUCCCAGUUAAUCCGUUCUCAAGUAAGUAAUGUACAAGACUUUAACUGGAUUAGCCAUUUGCGGUACUACUUUGAAGACCAGUCUGUAAUAGUCCGAAUGGUGACCACCUCAGUUGCAUAUGCCUAUGAAUAUCUGGGGAAUUCAAGCCGUCUCGUAAUCACACCACUUACAGACAGGUGUUACAGAACCCUUAUGUGUGCCAUCAGAUUAAAUUUGGGUGGAGCACCUGAAGGACCUGCUGGAACGGGGAAAACAGAAACAUCAAAAGAUUUAGCAAAAGCAGUUGCAAAACAGUGUGUUGUCUUUAACUGCUCAGACAGUCUGGACUAUAAAGCUAUGGGCAAAUUUUUUAAAGGUCUGGCACAGUCUGGUGCCUGGGCAUGUUUUGAUGAAUUUAACAGAAUAGAAUUGGAGGUAUUAUCUGUGAUUGCUCAACAAUUACAAACUAUCCAGCGUGCUAUAAUAGAACAACGGAAUAUGUUUGUCUUUGAAGGGACAUAUAUAUCUCUUGAUCCUACUUGUACAAUCUUCAUCACAAUGAAUCCUGGAUAUGCAGGUCGGGCAGAGCUGCCAGACAAUCUGAAAGUAUUGUUUCGUACUGUGGCCAUGAUGGUACCUGACUAUGCCAUGAUUUCAGAAAUCCUCCUAUAUUCAAUGGGCUUUGUUGAUGCCAAAAAUCUUUCAACAAAGAUUGUUGCUACCUACAAACUCUGCUCAGAACAGCUCUCCACACAACAGCAUUAUGAUUAUGGAAUGAGAGCUGUGAGGUCUGUAUUGACAGCUGUGGGUAACCUCAAGCUGAUGUACCCAGACCGAAGUGAAGCACUUUUGGUCUUAAAAUCAAUCAAAGAUGUCAACUUGCCAAAAUUCCUUUCUCAAGAUAUCACAUUAUUUGAAGGAAUAAUAUCAGAUCUGUUCCCAGGAUUAGAAUUACCUCAGAGUGAAUACAGUCAUUUAGAGAUGGCAAUAAAGAGGACUUUAGACAUAAGGAACCUGCAGCCUGUACCUUGGUAUAUUGAAAAAAUAAUCCAGAUAUACAAUAUGAUCUUGGUACGCCAUGGUUUAAUGAUUGUUGGGGAACCUAUAGCUGGCAAGACCUGUGCCUAUAAGGUACUGGCUGAUGCACUUGGAGAGCUUUCUCAACAAAAUCUUAUGGAUGAGAAUCAGGUUGACUACCAAAUUAUUAACCCGAAAGCCAUAACAAUGGGUCAGCUGUAUGGUAGAUGUGACCCAAUCACUAAUGAAUGGACUGAUGGAGUUCUGGCCAACAGCUUCAGAGAACAUGCUUCAAGCACAUCAAAAAACCGUAAAUGGAUGGUGUUUGAUGGUCCUGUUGAUGCUAUUUGGAUUGAAAAUAUGAACACAGUCCUAGAUGACAACAAGAAGCUCUGUCUCAUGAGUGGGGAAAUAAUACAGAUGAGCAGCAAACAGAAUAUGAUAUUUGAAGUGUGUCACCUUGAACAGGCAUCUCCUGCCACUGUUAGCAGAUGUGGUAUGAUUUAUAUGGAUGCACUUCAACUGGGAUGGAACACCUUAGUGAAAUCUUGGAUGCAGAAAACUUUGAAAGAUUUUACUAAAGGAGAAAAGAACACAAUAGAAUAUCUUUUCAAUUGGCUGCUUCCUAGUAGUUUGGACUAUGUUACCAAACACUGCACUCAGAUCGUACCUUGUCAAUACAUGCACCUGGUCCUUAACAUGUUGAAACUGUAUGAAUGUCUUCUUGAAGAAAUCAGACAUAUCGGAGGUCCACAAGAUGAGAUGGUUAAUGUUGAUGAUAUAGCAGGAUUUUCAGUAAUUCAAGAAAAACUAGCUGAAGAAAAAUCUAACAUGAUUAUUACCCACUUCUUGUUUGCAUUGGUCUGGUCAUUAUCAGCAACUUUGACCUUUGAUUCAAGUCUCAAGUUUCAAGAGUUCUUCCACAAGUUAUGUGAAACUGAAAGUAUAAAUGCAAGGCCUAAAGAAAUGAAAUUCUCUCGAAGUCUCUUAAUCCCUAAGAAAGGAUCCAUUUAUGAUUAUAUUUAUAUGAAGAAGCAAUAUGGAUCUUGGAGGACUUGGGAAAGUCUUGUAGAUCCAACAAUCAUUACAGGGAAAACAAAGAUGAACAAAGUUCUAGUGAAUACAAAAGAGACUGAAAAACAGAAUUUCUUUUUGAGGCUCUUCUUCAAUCAAGGAAAGCCUUUACUAUUUGUUGGCCCUACAGGAACAGGAAAAAGCUCUGUUAUCAAUAGCUUUCUUUUGAAACUGAAUAAAGACUCCUACAUAACAUGCAACAUCAACUUCUCAGCACAAACUUCAGCCAAUCAGACUCAAGAUAUCAUUGUCUCCAAACUAGAAAGGAGGUGUAAAGGAGUCUAUGGUCCUUCAGCAGAGAAAACAUUGUGUGUGUUUGUUGAUGAUUUAAAUAUGCCAGCUCUUGAAAAAUUUGGUGCUCAACCUCCAAUAGAACUACUGAGACAGUGGUUAGACCAUGGAUUCUGGUAUGAUAGGAAAGACACUACUAUGUUUGAGUUAAUUAAUGUAAAAAUAUUGUCAGCGAUGGCACCAACGAGUGGAGGCCGCAAUCCAAUAACCACACGUUUCCUGCGUCACUUCAACAUCAUCCAUAUUGAUGCAUUCUCAGAAGAUAUUCUAAAGGAAAUUUUUUCACCAAUGACCGAAUGGCAUUUCAGACAAUUCCCUGUAUCUUUGCGCCGAUUCUCACGGAUCAUUAUUCAUGCCACACUGGACAUCUACAAGAAAGUUGUUACCAAGUUUUUACCUACUCCUUCAAAAUCUCAUUAUGUCUUCAACCUUCGAGAUUUUGCACGUGUCAUACAGGGUAUUCUCCUAUUUUCCCCACAGUCUGUCUCAGAAGAUCCAGAAUGCAUUCAUAAAAUCAUUCGCUUGUGGACACAUGAGACUUAUCGCUUGUUUUCAGACCGUCUUGUUGAUCAGGCUGACCAAGAGUCUUUCUUUAAAAUUCUUAAGUUAUCUAUUGAAGCCCAAUUCAAAGAAAAGUUCAACUCUGUGUUUGGACAUUUGGCCCCUAAAGGGAAACAAGUCACCCCAAAAGACAUGAGGUGUUUAAUAUUUGGAGAUUUCAUGGAGCCUAAAGAAGGUAGUGUCAGGUUGUAUGAUGAGAUUAGUGACCAGGAUGAGUUGAGGCAGGUAAUUGAGAAAUACCUGGCUGAUUACAAUUUGAUGAGUAAAACUCCAAUGGAUCUGGUCAUGUUUCAUUUGGCUGUUGAGCACAUUACAAGGAUCAACAGAGUUUUGAAGCAACCCAACGGUCACUGUUUACUCAUUGGAAUUGGUGGAACAGGCAGACAGAGUGCCACACGACUGGCAGCAUUCAUUGCAGAAUUUGAACUUAUCCAAAUAGAGAUGGGCAAAGAUUAUUCAACAGCUGAAUGGAGAGAAGACCUAAUGAAAAUUAUUCGAAAAUCUGGUGAAGAUAGUACUCCACUUGUCUUCUUUUUGGGAGAUUAUCAGAUCAAGGAUCCAUCAUUUCUGGAAGACAUUAAUAUGUUGCUGAAUACUGGUGAUAUUCCUAACCUUUAUGAUAAUGAACAACGACUGGAAAUUAUUGAAAAGAUGCAACAGCUGACACUUCAAGAGAAUAUAACCAUUGAAUUUACUUCCUUGAAUAUGUUCAACAAAUUUAUUGAGCGCGUUCGUCAAAAUCUGCAUAUUGUGUUAGCCUUCAGCCCAAUUGGAGAAGCAUUUCGCAACAGACUCAGAAUGUACCCUUCGCUUAUCAACUGCUGCACAAUAGAUUGGUUUGAGCAAUGGCCAGAUGAUGCCUUACAACUGGUUGCUAACAAAUUACUAGAUGAUGUGGAGAUGCAUGAAGAUUUGAGACAACAAUCAGUUGAGAUGUGCAAACACUUCCACAUCAGUGUGAGAGCACUAACGACAAAGUACUAUGAAGCUCUCAACCAUCAGAAUUAUGUGACACCAACAUCUUAUCUGGAAUUAAUUCGGACAUUUAAGACACUCCUUAGUCAGAAAAGAAUGGAAAUUCUGACACUAAAGAACCGAUAUGUUGUUGGAUUGGAGAAACUGGAAUUUUCAAAGUUUCAGAUCAACAUCAUGCAGAAAGAGCUGUUUGCUCUCCAGCCACAGCUACUAGAAACUAGCAAGGAGACAGUGGAGCUGAUAAAAACCAUAGAGAAGGAGAGGCAUGAGGUGGAAGCUGCUAAACAACUUGUAGAGCAAGAUGAAGCUGUUGCUAACAAAGCAGCUACGGAAGCACAGUCUAUCAAGAAUGAAUGUGAAGAAAAGCUGAAGCUAGCCAUGCCUGCCUUUAACACUGCUGUUGCAGCACUACAUACACUGAAACAAAAUGAUAUCACUAUUGUGAAAGCAAUGACAAACCCACCUCAAGGAGUAAAACUGGUGAUGGCAGCAGUGUGCACAAUGAAGGGAAUCAAGCCUGAUAAGAAAACAGACCAGAAUGGUAAAAUAGUAGAAGAUUACUGGGCUGCAUCAAAGAAGAUGCUUAGUGACAUGAAAUUCUUGGAUUCACUGAGAGACUAUGACAAAGACAACAUUCCUCCAGCAAUAAUUAACAAGAUCCGUGAGAAGUAUAUCUCUAACAAAGAAUUUGAUCCUUCAAUAAUCAAAAAUGUCUCCUCUGCCUGUGAAGGUUUGUGUAAGUGGGUGAAGGCAAUCGAUGUUUACGACAGUGUCAUUAAGUUUGUAGCACCCAAGAAAGAAAGUUUAGCAGUAGCUGAGACAUUUCUUAAAGAACAAAUGGGUGAACUUGGAAAGAAACAGAAAGAACUGAAAGAUGUGAAGGCUAAACUGGAUUCUUUGAAACAAAACUUACACAAAAAACAACAAGAGAAAAAGAAUCUGGAAUUCAACAUAGAACUGACAAAAGUGAAACUUGAAAGAGCAGAGAAACUUAUAAAUGGCCUUGGUGGUGAACAUGACCGGUGGAUACAGGCAGUAGACAGUUUAACGAACACAUAUGAUAACAUAAUUGGAGAUGUCCUGCUGUCAGCAUCUGUGGUGGCCUACCUUGGUCCUUUCAUCUCUUCUUACAGACAGGAAUGUCUCCAAGAAUGGUAUAAAUGUUGCAAGAAGAGAGGGAUUCCUCUUUCAGCUCAGUUCUCUUUGUCCAAAACUUUAGGAAACCCUUUGAAAAUCAGAGAAUGGCAAAUUGCUGGUUUACCUGUUGACAGCUUCUCAGUAGAGAAUGGUAUCAUUGUGGACAACUGUGGGAGAUGGCCAUUAAUAAUUGACCCACAAGGUCAAGCCAACAAAUGGAUAAAGAACAUGGAAUGUCACAACAAACUUCAAGUCACCAAACACACUGAUGCUAAUUAUGGCCGGAUUAUAGAGAACUGCUUACAGUUUGGUUGUCCAUGUCUAUUAGAAAAUGUUGGAGAAGAACUUGAUCCACUUUUAGAACCAAUUCUUCUGAAGCAGACUUUCAAGCAGAGAGGAGUUGACUAUAUAAGGUUUAGAGACCGUGUUGUGGAAUACAGUAAAGAUUUCAGGCUUUACCUAACAACUUGCUUGCGAAAUCCACACUACUUACCAGAGGUUUCUCUCAAGGUAACCCUGAUCAAUUUUGUCAUUACUCCAAAUGGACUUGAAGACCAGUUACUUGGUAUUGUGGCUGCUCGUGAAAAACCUGACCUGGAGGAGAAAAAGAACCAAUUAAUUAUUGAAAGCGCUCAAAAUAAAAGACAACUGAAAGAGAUUGAAGACAAGAUCUUGGAUGUCCUCUCUAAUUCACAGGGAAAUAUUCUUGAGGAUGAAACAGCCAUUCAGGUCCUUUCAUCAAGUAAAACCCUUUCUGAAGACAUAGAAGAGAAACAAUUGACGGCAUCACUUACAGAACUUGAUAUAGAUGAAGUCAGGAAUGGAUAUAAACCGGUGGCUAGACAUGGAAGCAUUUUGUUCUUCACCAUAUCAGACCUAGCCAAUAUAGACCCCAUGUACCAAUAUUCUCUCACCUGGUUUAUUCACUUAUAUCAUCAGGCAAUCACCAACAGUGAACCCUCGCAGAUCCUGAGUGAAAGAAUAAACUAUCUCAAUGAUUAUUUCACCCGCAGUGUCCAUAACAAUGUGUGUAGGUCUCUGUUUGAAAAGGAUAAAUUGCUCUUCACAUUUUUACUUUGUAUUGGAUUAGCAAAAGCACAGGACCUAAUUGACGAUUUAGAAUGGAGAUUUUUAUUGACUGGUGGACUUGCUCUUGAAAACCCUUAUAGUAACCCGGCUUCAGAUUGGCUACCUGAGAAAAACUGGUCAGAAAUUGUACGAUGUUCUCAGUUAUCUUCUUUACAAACAUUCAGGGAACAUUUUACAAACCAUUUGCAAGAAUGGAAAGCAGUCUAUGACUCCCCACAACCACACCAAAUGAAAUACCCAUCUCUCUCUGGAGAGGAACUGACACAGCUUCAAGAACUCUUAGUUCUCCGUUGUCUUCGUCCUGAUAAGAUGAUCCCAGCUAUACAAAAGUUCAUUCAACAGAGGAUGGGUCAGGCUUACAUUGAACCAACCACAUUUGAUCUGUCAAUCAGCUACGAAGAGUCCAGCCCACAGACCCCACUCAUAUUUAUACUGUCCCCUGGAGUGGACCCUAUGGCAGCACUCUUCAGAUUUGCUGAAGACAAAGGAAGAAGUAAAGGGCUCCAAACCGUCUCUCUUGGGCAAGGACAGGGACCAAUUGCUGAACAAAGAAUAUUAGAGGCUACAGAACAAGGUACCUGGGUUGUCUUGCAGAACUGUCACCUGGCUGUUUCCUGGUUUGGACAAUUGGAAAACAUCUGUGAAACAGUCCUCCAAAACCCAGCACACACAAAAGAAAGUUUCAGACUCUGGCUGACAACAUACCCAUCAUCACAGUUCCCUGUCUCUGUGCUACAGAACAGCAUCAAAAUCAUCAAUGAGCCACCAAAGGGUCUGAGGGCAAAACUGUUGCAGUCAUAUUUAAGCAGUCCUAUAGCAGAACAGCAAUUCUUUGAGUCUUGCAACAAACCACAGGUGUUUAAGAAACUUUUGUUUGGCCUCUGUUUCUUCCAUGCCCUGGUACAAGAGCGACGCAAGUUUGGAGCCCUUGGCUGGAAUAUUCCAUACCAGUUCAAUGAAUCUGAUCUCAAUGUUUCUAUACAGCAGUUGCAGAUGUUGAUCAAUGACUAUGAAGAUCCCCCAUUGGAAGCCCUGGUUUACCUGACAGGUGAAUGCAACUAUGGUGGUCGAGUGACUGACAACAGUGACCGACGCCUUAUUAUGAGUCUACUCAAGAAGUUCUACUGCCAUGACAUUAUUGUGAAUGAUGACUAUAAAUUCUCUGAGAGUGGCUUAUAUUAUGCUCCACCCUGUGGCAGUUUGGACUGUUACCUGGAAUACAUCCGUGGGCUUCCUUAUAUACCACAUCCUGAGGUAUUUGGUCUACAUGAAAAUGCUGACAUUUCUAAAGACCAGCAAGAAACACAGCAACUAUUUGAGGGUGUUCUCAAGACACUUCCAAAGCAGACAUUGGGUGCUGGGAAGUCAUCUCAAGAUAUCAUAGAAGACUUGGCCAGUGAUAUCCUCUCCAAAAUGCCAGCUGCAUUUGAAGUUGAAGAAAUUCAGAAGAAGUAUGCAGUCAGUUAUCAUGAAUCAAUGAAUACAGUACUGGUGCAAGAGUUGUUACGCUUUAACAGGUUACUAAAAGUGAUCAUAUGGAGUCUGGAGGAGAUUCAGAAAGCUAUCUACGGCUUAGUAGUGAUGUCAGCCAAAUUGGAGAGGAUUGUUAACAGUAUGAUUGUCGGCAAGGUUCCAGCAGUGUGGGCAGAAAAAUCUUACCCUUCUUUGAAGCCUCUGGGGAGUUAUGUUUCAGACCUUCUUGCACGAAUACAAUUCUUCAAUCAUUGGAUAUCUGAAGGUCAGCCAACAGUCUUCUGGAUAUCUGGUUUUUAUUUCACUCAGUCUUUCCUGAUGGGAGUCAUGCAAAACUAUGCCCGGUCUCAUAAAAUCCCCAUUGAUCACCUGACACUCAGCUUCAAGAUCAUGAAACAAGAACAUGAAAUGCCCAGUAAACCAAUAACAGGGGCUUACAUCAAUGGUUUGUUCCUAGAAGGAGCACAUUGGUGUCGACAGACUGGAAUCCUUGCAGAAGCACUACCAAAAGUUCUUUAUGAUUUGAUGCCAAUUAUUUGGAUAAAACCAGUAAAGAAGGAAGAAUUUCAUGCGGAAGAAAACUAUCAAUGUCCAGUUUAUAAGACAAGUGCAAGACGAGGUAAUUUAUCUACAACUGGACAUUCUACCAAUUAUGUGCUGACCAUACAACUACCAAGCAACAGAGAUGAGGAUUACUGGAUAAACCAAGGAGUUGCUUUGCUUUGUCAACUUGAUAAUUAACUCCAGUCAGAUAGAAUGGAUUGAUGAAAUACUAAAACCACUUUCAGCUUAUAUCUACAACACCAACUGAGCAAGAAAAACUCAUAGAAAGGUAACAAAUGACCAAGCUAAUGCUUCCCAGAAUUACAGCAUGAAAAGUUUGAAAGAAAUUUACCAUAUUUACUCAUGUAUAAAUUGCAGCAUUAAUUAAUAUUAAAUCUUCAUGCAAGAGGUUUCCCCUUCAUUGUUUUAGCUUUGCCCCAUGUACAAGUCACACCCAAAUUUGCCAUUUGAAAUCAAGUAUAAAAUAGUGCGGCUUACGCAAGAGUAAACUAAACAAACACACAUGGAAAUUAAAUGCUAACUCCCUAAACAUAUACCUUUGUCGAAGUGGUGAAUACCACAAAACAGAAAUCCAAUUUCAAUUCCUGCAUGGAAUUGCUUCACCAUUAUAAUUGUGCAGAGGGAAAGUAUAAAUAACAAAACUUCCUAUUAAUUCUCAGCUACAAAUUUGAGAUAUGAAACCUAUAAUAAUAACUUAUUAUAAAUAAAAUUUCAUUGCUAUUUUCAUCCAAUGUAUACUAUCAUCUACUUUCAGAUAUUAAUUCACAAU